AUGAUCCCUCGUCACAUCCUCCUCGCCCUGUCCGCGGCAACUUUCGCUUCCGCCGACACCCUCAUCAACACCCUCCAGCAGAAUGGCUUCAACGACUUCGCUAGCAUCUACCAAGAUGCGGACCCCAGCAUCCUCUCCAGCGUCGAUGCUGGUAGCAACAUGAUCAUCUACGCCUCCAAGAACGUCCAGGGCACCACCAACUCCACCCUCCGCCGUCGUGACACCACCACCAACACCCAAAUCGCCGCCAUGUCUUCGGUCCAGAACACGGCCUCCAGCUCCAAGAAGCUCCGCUUCAAGCGCCAGAAUGCCGACUCGUCCCCCGCCGUCUACCAGUCUCUGCUGAAUGACCCGGAGAUUGUCAACCUCGGCCAGGGUGUCAACCAGUCUCUCGUUGAGAAGCCCGUCGAGGGUGUGCCCACCGUCUUUGCCGGUGCUGGCAAAGCCGUUCCGGUUGUUGGUGAUGAUAUCACCUUCGACGGAGGUGUCAUCAGGCCUGUUGAUUCCCUCCUCGAAAUCCCUGGCUCCAUCGCCAACACCCUCACCCUCUUCCCUCAACUCUCCAACCUCACCGCCCUCCUGAUUCAAUAUAACCUCGUCGAGCCCGUCUCCGAGGCCGCCGGCAUUACCGUGCUCGCGCCCGAGGAUAGUGCCUUCGCCGCCGUCGACACCUCCGGUCUCACCGACGAGCAGAUCGUCGCCAUCCUCAGCCAGCACGUCAUUGUCAACUAUGUCGGCUACUCUCCCCUCCUGAAGGACGGUCAGGUCCUCAACACCCUCGCCAACGGCACCGUCACUGUUGCUGUUAGGGAUAGCGGUGUCUACUUCAACGGUGCCAAGGUUACUGCUGCUGAUGUGAUUGUUGGAAAUGGUGUUGUGCACACUGUUGCUUCGGUCGUCGGCUCCGAGGGCGCUGGUGUCCCUGAGGACGGCGGUGAUGAUACCGAGAACCCUGAGAACCCCGAGAAUCCGCCUGCCACUGGCGCUGCUGGCCGUGUUGGACUCGGUCUGAAGACUCUUGGCCUUUCUGCUCUUGGCAUGGCUGUUGCUGCUUUGUUCUAA
Messenger RNA from Sordaria macrospora k-hell, 1062 nucleotides. RefSeq lists its product as uncharacterized. The record is from RefSeq and is a predicted model, not a curated record. Gene Ontology annotation, cellular component: fungal-type vacuole membrane. Lineage: Eukaryota; Fungi; Ascomycota; Sordariomycetes; Sordariales; Sordariaceae. Gene Ontology annotation, biological process: macroautophagy.